Messenger RNA from Caenorhabditis briggsae, 1503 nucleotides. Gene Ontology annotation, molecular function: flavin adenine dinucleotide binding; N,N-dimethylaniline monooxygenase activity; NADP binding. Lineage: Eukaryota; Metazoa; Nematoda; Chromadorea; Rhabditida; Rhabditidae. The record is from RefSeq and is a predicted model, not a curated record. The coding region runs from base 1 to 1503 and encodes 500 amino acids. The transcript has 7 exons.
AUGUAUUGCCGUAUUUGCUCUGAUAGAAGCAUACCCAAACCAUCAACUUUGAGCUCAAUUGUCUGGAUUCCUGUACAAGAUAUCAAAAAUCUGUCAAUUGAUGAAAUAUUGGAUCAUCGUGGAUAUGAAGACAAAACCGUGGUGGUUAUUGGAAUCGGAAACUCUGGAGGUGACGUCGCUGUAGAACUUUCCAGAAUCGCCAAGCAAGUUUAUCUGGUCACACGACGCGGAACAUGGGUUUUCAAUCGAAUCUUUGACUAUGGAAAACCAAUUGACAUGGUUAUGAACAGAAAAUGGAUUUCUGACAUCCGCGCUCGCGUCCCAGAAUGGUUAUCCAAUAGUGUUGUUGAAAUGAAACUGAACAUGAGAUUCGAUCAUCAAGCGUACGGCUUGAAACCAGCUCACAGAGUUUUCGGAGCUCAUCCAACAGUCAAUGAUGAGUUGCCGAAUAGAAUCGCAUGUGGAACGGUUCGAAUCAAGCCAAAUAUUGCAAAUUUCACAGAACAUGGAGUUGUAUUUGAGGAUGGCUCAAAGUUGGACCAAGUCGAUGAGGUCGUAAUGUCCACCGGAUUCUCGUUUGAAUUCAAUCUCGUGGAAGAAGGAAAACUCAUUCAAGUCCAGGAUAAUCAUGUAUCCCUCUACCAGUACAUGUUCCCAACUGAUCUAGCUGAUCAGAACACUCUUGCUGUGAUUGGUCUUGUCCAACCAUUCGGAUCCAUCAUGCCACUUUCCGAGAUGCAAGCAAGAGUCUACCUAGAGCAGUUUACAGGAAAUAAUGUGAUCCCUAGUAAAAGAGAGAUGAUGGAGAAUGUCCAUGAUAAGCUGUCGAAAAUGGCUAGCAGAUAUGUGACAAGUAAAAGACACACUAUCCAAGUCGACUAUGUGGAUUAUAUUGAGGAAUUGGCAAAGAUGAUUGGAGCGCAAUUGGAUAUGAAGAAGCUGUGGAAGGAGGAUCCAUGGCUGGCUUAUAAGGUUUACUUUGGUCCACGUGUUCCAUACAUCUAUCGUUUGAAUGGUCCUCACAAAUGGAAGGAGGCCAGAGAUGCAAUUAUGUCUGUUGAUGAGCGAGUUCUUAUGGCUACCAACGACCAUGCUCAAGUUGCUCCAGAUUAUACUGUUUUGUACUUUGCAGACUGGUACGGAAAAAGGAGAAAGACAACAACGAUGAAAAACGGAUUGAAUAACUCCAGAGAAAGAUUAAUGAAUCACGGAGAGAAAAAUCGAGAAUGUAGCCGCGGAUUCAUCAACGGAAAACUGGAGCAGAAAUUCAUCCAAGAGACUUGCGAUGAAGGAAUGUUAUACUGUAUCGAAUCGUAUACCGGUGACUUUGAUGAGGUCACAGCUAGUUGUCAGCAUUUGGGUACCAACAUGAGACUUCUCGACUUGUGUCAAAGUAAGAAUCCGAAAAAGAUCAACGAGGAUUUGACGACCAGAUGCUGCAAGACUGACCUGUGCAACAACAUCGGAGUUGAGAAAAAGAAACUGAAGAAGAUCGAAAAUUAA